This is a messenger RNA of Aphanomyces invadans, 3092 nucleotides long. Its product is annotated as TKL protein kinase, variant. Bases 1 to 2367 code for a protein of 788 amino acids. Gene Ontology annotation, molecular function: protein tyrosine kinase activity; ATP binding. Gene Ontology annotation, biological process: protein phosphorylation. The transcript has 11 exons. Lineage: Eukaryota; Oomycota; Saprolegniomycetes; Saprolegniales; Verrucalvaceae. The record is from RefSeq and is a predicted model, not a curated record.
AUGGUGAUUGCACCACCACGCAGGAACCUCCGGCUGGACUCGGACAUGCGUGCGCCAUGGACAGUGCCAUUCCCUGUGCAUCCUACCUCUGCUUCUCUCGCCUCGAGCAAUCGGUCGUCGUCGAUUCUCCCGUUUCCCGAGGACAGGUUCAUCGCACUCGGGGCUAUCGAAAACCACGCGCUGGACGCAGCACACGAUGGAGCGGAAGUGCUGCUGACAACCAUCGCAAAGCCCUUGCACGAGAACGCGUGGCGACGACUCGAAUGCCUCCGAGACAUCAAGCACCCACAUGUUCAAUCGGUUGUUGGGAUGUUUGACAAGAACAACUUGACAGUGUGCGUGGUGCAGACCGUGCAAUCCGCCGCGUCGACUGCGCAACCUCUGCUACAGGAAGUCAUGUACCUACACGGAUACACCGAAGCCCAGCUGCGACGUCGGGCCGUCGGUCUCCUCAACGCCUUGCAUGCCCUUCAUGCCAAGGGAAUAGUCCACGGCAACCUGACCCUCGGCAAUCUCUUUGUUCACCCACACGAACACCUCGUGCUUCACGUGCCAGUGCAGCUCGAUCCAUGGCGCAUCACGUCCGUCCCCGCCACUUCCGAGGACAAAUCCCACGACAUCUUCAGUUUUGGGAUCGUGCUGUACGUGCUCGCAUGUGGCCGCCAUCCGUUCGCGACGGCGGUGACGUCUCCCAUGGCGGAAAUCCUAUGCAACAUGGACACACCGUCGUUCGCCAUCGACCGGACCGCCCUUCUCCACCUCUCGUCCAGCGCCCAGCACGUCAUUCUCGAUUGCCUUACCACUCCUCGUGCAUUGACGACUGCGGACCUCCGGCACCGCCAGUGGUUGUGCAUGGCGAUGGCUAAUUCGCCACCUGCAUCUGCAGCCCCUCCUCCGUCCAAGCUGCUGGCCUUUGCGCCGCCAGUCCAGCCCACUACUGAGACGUACGUCAUGGUGCCGCCGCGAGCCCACCGCUCUGCAUCCCGUGCGAAAACCACACACCUGGCCCCAAAAGUCGCCAGAGCUGCCGACGAUAGCGACGACUCGACUCCUACGUCCGGCUACAGCACAUUUGGUCACUAUAGCGCCCUGCCGCCGUCUCUGUACGCUCCAUUUCCAUACGCAGCGCUGUCGCCGAUCCAGUUCCAGGGACAUCCGCAUGCUUCGUUUGGACGAGACAUCGCCCGGUCGAUCGAGGCCUUUCCGUCCCCCGCCAUGGCGUCGCUCUUGCCGACCCACCACUGCCACACGGUGGACUCGAUCGGCCACACCCAUGCCCCGGCCGCCUCCAGCCCCGUCAAGACCAGGGAUCGGUCAGCGUCGUUAACUAGCCAAACCACAGGACCCCGUGGGAGGAUGCGCCAUCAUGUUUCGUCGAUGCCACACCUGCACUCGACUCGCGCAGUCAAGUUCAGCGCGUAUGGUCCGCCCGCUUUGACGAACGCCACGUGCCGCGUGUUCAUCUGGGCAUAUCUACCUCACCAAGCCGACGACGUCCGCGAACUGGCGGCGGCGCAACAUGCCAUGGAAACGGGGCGGUUGUCGAGAGGCCUCCAAGUGGAGUUUCGAGCCAUGAUUACGAUCCGUUUGGAGCCUCCGGUCGGGUGGAAGUGCAUCGGGGAGCUGUCCAAGUCGCUGCACUGGCUCGGCGACAUGGAGCGGGUGUUUUUUGACGUCGAGUUGGACCCGGACGCGACGGAAUGGUCGGCGCUGUGCCGCGCCCGCAUUGUCGUCGGGACUCACGUCGCGAUUCUUCAUUUCUCGCUGCCAGCAUCCAUGGUCGGCCGACAGCGCCACCGUGGCAUGGACGACGACGCCGCCGACGUCGAGUACCCGAGCUCGUUCGAAGAACUUGCGCCGCCCGUCGAGUCGGUCGUGAUUCCGCGCCACGACUUGGUCUUUCAAGAACCUGUCGGGUCGGGCUUCUUUGGCACAGCGUACAAGGCAUUGUACCUGCCGACAAACCAGCAGGUCGUGGUGAAAACGCUGCGGGAGGACGUCGGCGUGUCCAAGGCCGAAUUCGAGCACGAAGUGCGUGCGCUGACAAUGUUGAGCCACCACCCGCACAUCGUCGACUUCGUCGGGGCCUGCGACGACGGCGUCGACCUGUCGAUCGUGAUGGAGUUUGUGGCAAACGGGAGCUUGGAAGGUUUCGUCUACAACACCGCGCCCAAACGCCACGAAUUCUCGACGUUUAUGAAGACGCUGCUUGCGCGCGAUGCCGCCCAUGGGAUCUUGAACAUCCACCAAGGCCAUUUCGUCCACCGAGACAUUGCGGCGCGAAAUUGUUUGGUCGACGACACUUUCCAUGUGAAAGUGUGCGAUUUUGGAUUGUCGCGGCCGAUGGACCGCGUCAUGGUACGCUAGACGUUAAAGGAAGAUGCGUGGGCAUCGAUCGCGGUGCCGUGGCGCGUGCGUGCCGUCACCUUGCAUGCACUGAAAAAUGCGCCAUGCUUGAACGGAUGGUGUGUUUAGGGCCAUGUGCUUGACCGAGACUCGGCGGGACCGCUCAAAUGGAUGGCUCCUGAGAGCUUAGAGCUGCCGCACGUGUUCUCGACGGCGACCGAUACGUACAUGUUUGGUGUGCUGCUCUUUGAAAUCAUGAUGGGAACGGAACCGUUCCCCGACUUGCCGCCCCACGAAGCCGCCGCGCUGGUCCUAGAAGGUACCAGAUCCACCUAGCGUUUCAACUGAACGCCAAGCGGACCACUAGGCCAUCGACUGUCCUUCGACGAGUGGCAAGAGUGUCCUGCGAUGCACCACGACCUGCUCGAGCAGUGCUUUCGAGUCGACCCCCUUGAAAGACCAUGUAUGGGCCAAAUCGCGGCCGCUCUAGAUGACUGGCUCACGCAUCAAGGCUGAGCCGUCGUGCCUGCAUGCGAUGGCCCGACUCGAUCGGGACGGCGCCAAUGGGACUCGGCGGGUGUUCUUACUUUUUUGCUGCAGCUGUAACGCGCAGCAACUUUCUUUACACGUCAAUCCGCCCCGUGGAUUGGCUAAAAUUCCAUCUUUUUCUACACGUGGAACUGGCCCUUUUUAGUUUACGCGUUUUGAUUGGUGAUAUUAACUCGGAUUUACACCAAUAAGAAUUU